Molecule: messenger RNA, 1622 nt
Organism: Ooceraea biroi (clonal raider ant)
Lineage: Eukaryota; Metazoa; Arthropoda; Insecta; Hymenoptera; Formicidae
Product: cysteine-rich with EGF-like domain protein 2
Molecular function (GO): calcium ion binding
Source: RefSeq, a predicted model, not a curated record
AUGAUUGAACAAACAUUUGUCGUCUGGUACGUCUAACCUUGGUCGCCAAUGUGGCUAAAGACAUUUCAAAUGAGAUUAUUUGUGAGGCAAUCAUGAUAUAAGAUAGAAUAAUCGUUUGAGGGACUUUUGAGAGACAUUUGUGUUCCUCGCACUUUGAGAGUAACGAAGUCAUUCUGUUAUCUACACUUUUAACAGUCAUUUAUUUAUCCAGUUGUCUCGUCGAUACGAAUAGCCGGCGCGAUAUAAUGCGAGUGCCGACUAGUAUUGUUAUUUUUACCUUUUCAAUAAUAUUAUCAAUUUGCAUGAACAGCAUUCAGUGUAAGAAAGGGAAAGAAGACAAGGAAGAAGUGAAAUCUCAAACGUUUCCACCUUGCGCAGCAUGUAGGGUACUUACCAACAGUUUCAAAAAGGGUUUAGAAAAAACGAGUCGUGGAAAGUUCGAAGGUGGUGAUAGCGCUUGGGAAGAAGAUAAACUGGGUUCAUACUCCAAAAGCGAGAUACGCUUGAUCGAGAUACAGGAGAACUUGUGCAAAGAAGUUGAGCACGGUGAAACGCAAUGUCAUUCCUUAGCUGAAGAAUUGGAGGCGCCAAUAGAAGAAUGGUGGUUUAAAUAUCAAGACAUUUAUCCAGAUAUAUACGAUUAUAUCUGCAUAGAAAGAACGAAACACUGCUGUCCGAAGGAGCAUUAUGGCUCAGAUUGCAUGCCAUGUCCAGGGUAUCCGGAUAAUGUCUGCAGCAACAACGGCAAAUGCAAAGGAGCUGGCACGAGAAAGGGCAACGGCAGUUGCCUCUGCGACAAAGGAUACGUCGACGAUAUCUGCUCGCAGUGUGCUCCAGGAUACUAUGAGUCUUACAAGAACGAGAAUACCCUGCUGUGUUCUGCAUGCCACAUGGCCUGUGAGGGACCUUGCAAAGACGCCGGGCCAAGCAAUUGCGAGAAGUGUGCGACUGGAUGGUACAUGGUUGAAGGCCAAGGUUGCUUCGACAUCGAUGAGUGUUUGAAGAGCGACAAUGUCUGUGCUAGCAAUCAGUUUUGUGUUAACAAAGAGGGAAGCUACACUUGUUUAGCUUGUGAUAAGGCUUGCGAUGGUUGUAAUGGUGAUGGGCCGGACAUGUGUACUAAAUGUGCUGAGGGAUAUACUGAAAAGGAUAACUUAUGCAUAAAUACAGAUCUCUUUGGUCGCAAGAAACAGGAAAAUUUGGCACGAUAUAUGACGUACGUGGGACUCUGCGUGGCGACCUGUAUCAUUUUACAGCGCAAUAUUUACGCAGCGAGUGUUAUUGGCUUAUUAGUCGCGUUAUAUAUAUCCAUUUCGGAGUAUAUGAUCGCGAAUAGCAACGUCCAGGAUACUACAGCGAAUAUGGACAUUUUAAAAGCAGUUUAAGUAAAAAUCUACAACAAUUUAGAUAAUUCGCCUCGAAUCAUUACAGUUUUGUGUUGUGUUUAUGAGGCAUUAGUGCCAAUUGUAUAAAAUAGGUCAUAUUGAAAUUAAUAUGAAGUUAAUAUCAUGAUAUCACGAAAUUCAAGAAAAUGCAGAAAUUUUAUUUAUUUUUGUGUUGAUAAUGUCGUUUAUCAACAUAUAAGUAAAAAUUAUAUAAAUAAAAAUUUAUAUAAGUAAAAA